AUGGCGGACAUCGAGCAAAUAUUUCACUCGUUCCACGUCACUCUGGCACAUCGGGACUUUUUGCGAUUCUUUUGGUAUAAAAACAACGAUCGAGCCAAAAACAUAAUUGAGUACAGAAUGGGAGUUCACCUAUUCGGAAAUGGUCCCAGUCAUGCAGUGGCAACUUUUGGAUUGCGAAAAACAGCCGAAGACAACAAGGGAGUUUUUGGACCUACCUGCAGGAACUUUGUUUUCAACGACUUUUACGUCGACGAUGGCCUACGGUCUGUAGCCACUUCUGAAGAAGCUAUCAGCCUUUUACGCAAUACACAAGCUAUGCUAGCCACUGCCAAACUAAGAUUGCAUAAGGUGGUUUCGAACGACAUAGAUGUGGUGCAAGCUCUAUCCGUAGAAGACAGAGCAAAGGUUCUCCAAUGUUUGGAUUGUUUGGACAAGACCCAAUCCCUGUACAACGAUCUCUUGGAGUUUACUGGGACAUACAUAGUGAUACAUUCACCUACAAGGUAG
Anneissia japonica is the source of this 507-nucleotide messenger RNA. RefSeq lists its product as uncharacterized. The transcript has a single exon. The record is from RefSeq and is a predicted model, not a curated record. The coding region runs from base 1 to 507 and encodes 168 amino acids. NCBI's taxonomy places the organism in Eukaryota, Metazoa, Echinodermata, Crinoidea, Comatulida, Comatulidae.